GCCUGGACGCAGACUAGCAAGCUGUCAGGGAGAACUCUGAGAUCCUGCAGGUGACACCAUGACCUCAGAAGCCAGUGGGGUCUCCCCAGGGUGCUGCCCAAUGGUAAAUAAUAUACCAUAUGUGCCCUGAAUUCUCUUUCUAAAGGAUUAAAAAUUCUGAAUUCCUACGCACAUCUAGAUCCCAGGAAUUAGAGAAUUCGUUCUGGAGGCUGGAGUCCAAGAUGAAGGUGCUGGCAGAGGGUGAAAAUUUUCUUGAGGAUGUCAUUGAGUAUUUCCGGAACACGGAGAGCAGAGAGGAACUGCAGGACCUGCUGACUGAUGAGAAAGCCUGGGAGCAACUUGUGGCUGAAGCCAAUUUGUCCAGGGAGGAGGCAGAUGCGCUGCCUGAAGGUCUGAACAAGCUGCACACAGACCAACUGGACAGGGAGAAGUUUCUGAACGAGUUUCCUCGGGUGAAACAGGAGCUUGAGGAGCGCAUCGGAAAGCUCCACGCGCUUGCAGACAAGGUUGACAAGGUACACAGGGACUGCACCAUCUCCAACGUGGUGGCCAACUCCACUGGCGCUGUGGCUGGCAUCCUCACCAUCCUUGGCCUGGCUCUGGCACCCGUGACAGCAGGGGUCAGUCUGGCACUCUCGGCAACUGGGAUGGGGCUGGGAGCCGCAGCUGCUGUGACCAGUGUGUCCACCAGCAUCGUGGAAUAUUCAACCAACUCGUCAGCAGAAGCUGAAGCCAGUCGCCUGGCAUUAUUUGACAGCAAUAAAGGGGAGAUAGUUAAGGAAACUCUACGUCACGGCGCACCCGACAUUGUUUCCAUAUCAAAGAAUUUCAUCGAAGUCGUGGAAAAUAUUGGGAAGAACAUCAGGGCUAUCAAGGUAGUCAAAACCAAACCUCACUUGGUAGACCACGCCAACCGCCUCAUGACUGUUGGGAAGAUCUCAGGCCGAAGGGACAAGCAGGUGAAGAAAGCUUUUGGACGUACUGUUCUGGCAAUGACCAAAGAAGCCCGGGCCACAAGUGUGGCCACCGUGGGUGUCUCCCUUCUGAUGGAUGUGAUCAGCCUUGUCCAAGAUUCAGUGCAUUUGCAUAAAGGGGCAAAGGCAAACACAGCUGAAGAGCUGAGGCAGCAGGCUCGGGAGCUGGAGGGGAAGUUGGAGGAGCUCACCCAGAUCCAUGAGAGGCUGCAGUAGGGCCUCAUUCCGUGACCCCAGGGCAGUGCAGGAAGCAGGGGCAUGUGCUGGACAAAGGCAUGGAGGUACCUUGUUAGAGGGAAAAAUGGGGCAAGAUAAACUUGAAGGGACUGGGUGUUAAGAAGUUUGGCAUUUCUGUAGCUGAGCACAGCAGGGAGGGGUUAAUGCAGAUGGCAGGUGGGUCAGAGAGAAGGAAGGAGCGCAGAGCCUGGAAUAAGGGAGGAGAGGGGAUAGGGAGUGAGGGGAGUAGGGAGAGACCUUCGACUUUGCACUAAAGAAGACACUGGGGGCAUGGAUAGAGAGAGAGCUGUGGGGGAAGAAGCAAUGAGAAGGCUAAGAAUACCAGAGCUGGAAUCAAGAGCAAGCUAGAGCGUUAGAAUUGUUGGAAUUUGGAGAAGCAGCCCGGCUCCCCUAUUGACCCUCCCCGUGCUUUGACCUCCCGGCAAGAAUGCAGUCUUUCCCUGUGGUGGUCUUCAGCCCUGCCUUUUCGUGACCAACCCAGCUUUGUCUUCCAGCGCGUUCAUCUUAGUUAUGUUAAGGCUCUUGACACCAGCCCUGAUAGCAGUUUCCCUACGCUGAACCCAGCAUAUAUGGGGUUGAAACUAAAAGCCACCACCCCCGUUCCUGCUUCUGUAGCUCAUCUCACAUGUAAAUACCUGUUCCCUUAACCUUUGCCUCCUUGAGCUCUACGACCAAACAGGAGUUACAAGUUGCUAAAGCCCAGGUGGCCUGGAGUUGGAGGCACAGGAAAGUUUAGCUAACCAUGUGUCCUUGAAGUUUGCCAAGAAAACUGCUGUCUCAAGAAUAUCAAAGAGUGGAGGCUUCCCAGACCUCAGCUCCUCGACUCUCGACGCUCACUCGAACCCACCUCAAUCUGGAAGACAAGAAGGAGAAGGAUGCCCACCUGCCAUCCUCCUAACCCACCAUCCCAUCUCCCCCUGACCCCCAUCUCCCCUCCCCCGCUCUGCCUCCUGCGCCCCGCCUCACUACAAGCAGCCUCUCAAGGCCAAAGGCAGGCUGAUGAGAAAACGCUGGCCCGCACAGCUACAUGCGCCUCCUCCCCUUCCCAAAACCCCAAAUAAAAAUCCCUACUUGUUCCUUAUUGGGGAGCUAGCAAUUUUAAGAUGUGAGCCCUUGCUUUACUCCCUGUGCUUGGCAUAGUAAAGGCUUUCCUCUUCCACUCAA
Molecule: messenger RNA, 2375 nt
Organism: Equus caballus (horse)
Lineage: Eukaryota; Metazoa; Chordata; Mammalia; Perissodactyla; Equidae
Source: RefSeq, a predicted model, not a curated record